Molecule: messenger RNA, 1256 nt
Organism: Grus americana (Whooping crane)
Lineage: Eukaryota; Metazoa; Chordata; Aves; Gruiformes; Gruidae
Product: molybdopterin synthase catalytic subunit
Exons: 5
Coding region: 102-647 (181 amino acids)
Biological process (GO): Mo-molybdopterin cofactor biosynthetic process
Cellular component (GO): cytosol
Molecular function (GO): molybdopterin synthase activity
Source: RefSeq, a predicted model, not a curated record
CAUUGUUUUGAAUUUGGGUUUUAGGUCUUGUUUUUCUUUCAUAGUUGUUUCUGGCUGCGAGUACAUACCCUCCUUGCCUAAAUAAGCUUUUCUAGUGAGCUAUGGAUGAAUGUGAAGAUGUGCCAAAAGAUUUUAUCAAGCUCAAGUCUGAAAAGCUCUCUGUAGAUGAAGUGUCAGAGCUGGUCAUUUCACCAUACUGUGGGGCAGUGUCUGUGUUCAUUGGUACUACAAGAAAUAAUUUUGAAGGAAAAAAAGUGAUUCACCUUGAAUAUGAAGCAUAUACUUCAAUGGCAGAGACUGAAAUAAAGAAAAUCUGCAGAGAUGUUAGACAGAAGUGGCCAUCAGUCAAACAUAUUGCAGUGCACCAUAGACUUGGUGUGGUUCCAAUAACUGAAGCAAGUGUAAUUAUCGCAGUUUCCUCUCCACACAGAGCAGAAUCCCUUGAAGCUGUAACGUACUGCAUCAAUACCUUAAAAGCAUCUGUCCCAAUAUGGAAAAAGGCUCAUCUCUGGAAGGCCCUUCCUUGCCUGUACCGUCCAGCUCCUCUUCCUUUUAACACCAUCCUGGGGUCAAAUCAAAGGAGCCCUGAGCUCUCCGCUUUUGAGUGGCAAAACUCAGUUCUGCACAGGCUUGUGGAAGAACUUUGAGUCAGCUUUGCUUUGGACAGCACUGCAGUUUGUAAGUAAAAGUGGCAUUUCUUGUCUUUCUGUUUUCCCCUCAUCCCCAUGGUCUUGAGAAAGCACAAAGCAUUAAGCAACAGGACACAAUGAAGGGAUGAGCAGAGGUCCCAAAGCUAGUAUAGGCACACAACAACGUGCAGAGAAGCCAGCUCAGGUCUAGAAAGAGCCUCAUUGCAUAACACAGUGUUGCAUGCAAGUAAUUAGCAUUACCUCUGCCUUCUCUCCCAGGCAGAACGUGGCAUGUGGUAACAGUGAUGUUCUCUGCAUUGCUCCACUUUUCUGACACCUCUUUGAGGAGACUGGAGUUUUGUGGUCUCAGAGAGAAUAACCGGGCUCAGAGCCCUGCUGAAUUUGCUGCUUGGGACUGGACUGCUGCUGGGUAGUCCAGUCUGUUCUGAAGAUCUAAUACUUACUGUAUUUUGAGUAUUGUUGUCAUUUUUAUGUUUUUAAAACUGACAUUUUGUAUGCACUUAAAUACUUUCUUAAAAAUGAUGGUACAGUAGUUAACAUGGCAACAUGUAAAAAGGGCAGUUUCAGGCACAAGGGCUGUGUACUCUACAGCUUUUACAUAAUUUC